Messenger RNA from Synchytrium microbalum, 2118 nucleotides. RefSeq lists its product as uncharacterized. Bases 1 to 2118 code for a protein of 705 amino acids. The transcript has 12 exons. Gene Ontology annotation, molecular function: RNA binding. NCBI's taxonomy places the organism in Eukaryota, Fungi, Chytridiomycota, Chytridiomycetes, Synchytriales, Synchytriaceae. The record is from RefSeq and is a predicted model, not a curated record.
AUGGCAGACGCUACAAAGAAGACCGCAAAGCCCAAAAAGAUGACUUUGCAAGAGCUUCAUGCUUCAGAAGAAUUCUCAAGCUGGGCUGAUGAUGUUCCUGAUCUCCCAACUGCACCAUCCAGAGAUCCUGAUGCAGCACAAGGAGGCCGUCCUCAACGAGGUGCUUUCGGCGACAACAGAUCAGGUGGUGGAUUUGGAGGAGGUGGAGGAGGUUUUGAUCGAGAUCGAGGUAGUGGUGGUGGUGGUGCUUUUGGCUCUAGAGACAGAGGCGACAGAGGUGAUCGAGAGGACCGUGGUGAACGAAUCCCUCGUGGUCCCAUGCCUAGUGAUUCCAAUGAAUGGCGUGGCCAACGUGCAGCUGGUGGAACUUCCGUAUUCGAAAACCGUAGACAGCCUCCUUCCUCUUCCUCAUACGAACAGCGUGAUUCUCGACAACCCCGGUCCACUUUUGGUAGCAGUGGCGGUGGUGGUGACAGAGACAGAGCACCUCCUCGACAAGAAAGAACUGGCCCCAGAGUCUUCCCAUCUCGUCCUCCAUUCACUGCAUAUAUCGGCAAUCUAUCAUUCGAUUGUACUGAAGAAGCUAUUGCCGACUUUUUCAGUGGUCUAAAUAUCUCCUCUAUUCGCUUAUUAAAGGGUGAAGAUGGUAGACUGAAAGGGUUUGCUUAUAUUGAAUUCGGUGAUCUCGAAUCAUUGGAAAACUCUAUGAAUGCUGAUGGAUUUGAGUUUUUGGGAAGGAAUGUUCGUAUGGAUGUUGCAGAGUCAAAGGAUACUGGUCGAGAUGUUCCAUCUUCCGGCUGGAGAGAUACUGCUCGCCCGGUUGUAGGUCCACCACCAGCACGAGAAUCUGCUUUUGGCGGUGAUCGUCCUGCUAGAGAGCAAAGAGAACCACGAGAGCCAAGAGCUGCUGCACCACGUCCUGCAUCCCCAGAUAAAGUAGAACGCGAAAUCCCCAAGGAAAGGCACAGACUAGUCCUCAAACCACGAGAAGCCCCUACUCCAGCCGACCAUUCCCCAAUCACACCAGACGUAUCCGAUGUAUAUCAAAAAUCCGCAAAAUCUAAUCCAUUCGGUGCUGCCAAGGCCAUCGACGUAGUCGAAGCCGAUAAAAAAGUAGAGGAACGUCGUAAACAUCGAGAAGAAGAAGCCAAAAAAGCCAAAGAGGUUGAAGACGCUGCUAAAAAAGUCGCUGACGAAAAGAAAAAAGCAGAUGACGUAUCUAGACGUGAAAAAGAAACCCAAAAGAAGGCAGAAGCAUUCUCAUACGCUGCUGCCGCUGCUGAUGUCGCUGCUGUUGGAAGCGGAAGCACGGAAUCUAGUAAUGGUCCAAGUGCUGCUGAUCUGAAAGCCGCUGCUAAAGCUGAAGCCGAAGCUGAAAGGACAGAUAAUCUAGUUUUUGCUACUGCUUCAGAAGCUGAUCGCAAACGAAAAGAUAAUCUCGUAUCUGCAACUGCACCAGCUGGAGAUCGAAAACCAAGAGAAAUCGAAUUCGACCCCAUGUCCAUAUUCAUUAGAAACAUUCCUGAUGGUUUACCAUUACAUGAGCUCGCUAGACUGUUUGAAGACUAUGGUCACGUCAAGCAUGCGGACAUUAUUGCUGACAAGGGCUUUGGAUUUGUCGUGUUUGCAGAGAAGGAAUCAGCAGCAAAAGUCAUUGGCAUGACAUUCACUCUGGAUUCACCCAAUGGUGAAAAGGUUGAAUUGAAGGCCGAAGCUCGUCGUUUACAAGCACCUAGAGACAGUCAUCGUGCUCGUGGAGGUCACCCUACGGGUGUGCGACCACAAUCUGGUGCUUCUGCUCGACCUGCUACUGCUGCUUCUCACGAUUCAGAGUCAGCACCUGCUUCUACAAGUUGGAGACGACCUGCUGCAAAUGAUGAUGGGUCAUCUCGUGCUCGUGGUGGUGGUGCACGUGGUCGAGGUGGUCCUGUUAGCAGUGAUCGCGGUCGAGGUGCUCCAGCAUCCAGAGGUGGAUAUGCUGCUUCAACUGGUCGUGGUGCAGCAGCCGCUCCCAAAGUCAAUGGUCAAAAACCUCAUGAGCCAGCAGCGCCAAUUCUUGUAGAACAGCCUGCUGCAGUCCCAACCAAAAAUAUAUAUGAUCUGUUGUCCGAGGACUGA